AUGGAGCAUCUCGAGUCCGCCCUCCGCCCGGUGCUGCAGCCCAUCACCCAAAACCUUCCUGGACCGAUCCGCGACAUUGGUAUUUCGUUGCUCGGAAACCAUUGCUACGAGACUCUCGUCCACGAUGUCCAACUCAGCGACGCGUCGUGCUUCAAGCUGGCCAUCUCCAAGGGUCUCGGUAUCGGCAUCAUCGGCGCCUCUGCUGUUGUCAAGAUCCCCCAACUCCUCAAGCUCCUGAACUCGCAGUCAGCCGCCGGACUGAGCUUCCUGGCCUACGCACUCGAGACCAGCUCAUACCUCAUCUCGCUCGCCUACAAUGCUCGCAUGGGAUUCCCCUUCAGCACAUAUGGUGAGACGGCCUUCAUUGCCAUCCAGAACGUCGCCAUUGCAGCCUUGAUCCUGCAGUACAGCGGCAAGGGUGCUGCUGCCGCUGCCUUCGUUGCUGGUCUGGCUGCUGCUGGCUACUCGCUGUUCAACCCCAGCAUCAUCGACAUGAAGACCAUGGGUCUUCUCCAAGCUGGCGCCGGUGCUCUUGGUGUCGCCAGCAAGCUGCCCCAGAUCAUCACUGUCUGGCAGCAGGGCGGCACUGGUCAGUUGAGCGCUUUCGCUGUGAGUCACCAAUCUGCUGUCCACAAUCUUCAACCCGUACUAACUUUGCUGCUUCCAGNNGUCUUCAACUACCUCUUCGGCUCGCUCUCGCGCAUCUUCACGACACUCCAAGAAGUCGACGACAAGCUUAUCCUCUACGGCUUCAUCUCCGGCUUCGUCCUCAACGCCGUCCUCGCCCUCCAGAUGAUCUACUACUGGAACAGCGCUCCCAGCAAAGUCAGCGCUCCCUCGCACAAGUUGAACGAGUCGGGAAGAAAGGAGGCCAUCGCCAUGACUACUAGUGCUGAGCCCAAGGGCAAGAGUCCCAGCACUCGUAGAAGAGGUUAG
Molecule: messenger RNA, 936 nt
Organism: Aureobasidium vineae
Lineage: Eukaryota; Fungi; Ascomycota; Dothideomycetes; Dothideales; Saccotheciaceae
Source: the annotation of a GenBank genome assembly